UACACUGUAAGCAACCACCAGAAACUCUCACUAGCUUAGUUUCUAUAUAUGCGUUAUUUGUCUCUGAGUACUUUUUCUCUCUUGUGCAUUACCUUUGUGGUCAUGGCAGCCUCCGUGGAUCCCCUAGUGGUUGGUCGCGUGAUCGGCGAUGUGGUAGACAUGUUCAUUCCUUCUGUCAACAUGUCUGUUUACUUUGGGUCGAAGCACGUCACAAAUGGCUGUGACAUCAAGCCAUCCAUCGCCAUCAGCCCUCCCAAGCUCACCCUCACCGGCAACAUGGAUAACCUCUACACACUGGUUAUGACUGAUCCUGACGCACCUAGCCCCAGUGAACCAAGCAUGCGUGAGUGGAUACAUUGGAUCGUAGUUGACAUACCUGGAGGAACAAACCCAUUUCGCGGAAAAGAGAUUGUUUCAUAUGUGGGACCAAGGCCACCUAUUGGAAUACAUCGCUAUAUCUUUGUGUUGUUUCAACAGAAAGGACCUUUGGGUCUUGUGGAGCAACUACCAACUCGUGCAAGCUUCAAUACUCGUUAUUUUGCCAGGCAAUUGGACUUGGGACUUCCAGUGGCCACUGUCUACUUCAACUCUCAAAAAGAACCCGCUGUUAAGAGGCGCUGAAUCUAGCUGUUAAGAGGCGCUGAAUCUAGCUAUAUUGUAUCCAUCAGUGUCUUUCUUGAGAUAUGCAUGGUUGGAAUAUAUUUUAAGAUAUCAGAACUAUAUAAAAUCUAUGACUAGUGAGUAAAUAAUGCAGGGAGAGGGUGUGUGUAAAGUAAUAUAGUUGUCCAAGACCUGAGUGAUGCCGACCAUUUCCCCGGCUUUGAUAACUUUUUUUCUCUAUAUAUAUACCUCUCUUUCACUCUAUCAAAUAUAUAAAGUUAAUCUUUAUUAA
Messenger RNA from Glycine soja, 892 nucleotides. Its product is annotated as protein MOTHER of FT and TFL1. Bases 49 to 621 code for a protein of 190 amino acids. Gene Ontology annotation, biological process: response to abscisic acid; positive regulation of seed germination. The record is from RefSeq and is a predicted model, not a curated record. Lineage: Eukaryota; Viridiplantae; Streptophyta; Magnoliopsida; Fabales; Fabaceae. The transcript has 4 exons.